CAAACCAGCUACGAGAACGUAUUCCGCUGAGUUGAUGUUAUUGCAAUAGUUUAAAAUGUCUGCUUUGUAUUUUAUUGCUGUGUUAGCCGUCAACUUAUUUCUGUCGUUUGGCCUUAAAGUUGGCAUGACCAGAGAACACUUUUACCAUGGGAAAAGUUUAUUUUGUGCACAACUCCAGUGUACAGAAAACAUAACAGAAGACACUCAGAUGUCAGCUCUUGUCAACAUGUCAGUCUAUAGGAUCAGUGAAUCUGAAGGGAAGAUUUUGUUGGCGUCUAUUUCAGGAUCUGAUUCAAAGGUUCGCGAUUAUAAAAUAUCUGGGAUAUUAUCUGAGGGCAAACUAUCCAAACAUCACGGAGAACUGGUCUUGUCUUUCUCCAAUACUUCAGCCUGUAAUUUACACCAGUAUAAAUGUCAAGUAUAUUUUACCAAUAAGACAGGAGACACGGGAAUGCUAGAGAACAGAACAACGUCUUAUGAAAGAGAGAAAAUCAAGAAAUCUGUUUUGUUGCUGAAUUUGAAAGCUGAAACUUUGAACUACGUGAAAACUGUGGACACAAUGGCCGACUUUAUGAAAUCGUUUGAAGAUCCAGAAAAACUAAAAGGUGCAGACGUGUCAAUGUCCUUACAGAUGUCACAUUCUGGUAGAGAUGGGUACAGUGACCACACGGCUCAGAUUCCAUCAUCUACAGAGUUAAACAACAGUAACAAACACAUCAGCUCUACUAAUGCUAUAGACGUGCUUGAUGCUAAGAUAAAUAACAUCACAGAACAAAUGCAAACAGUGAAUGACAAACUUAGAGCAAUAGACGUGGUUGAUGCUAAGAUAAAUAACAUCACAAAACACAUGCAAACAGUGAAUGCCAGAAUUAGAGCAAUAGACGUGGUUGAUGCUAAGAUAAAUAACAUCACAAAACACAUGCAAACAGUGAAUGCCAGAAUUAGAGCAAUAGACGUGGUUGAUGCUAAGAUAAAUAACAUCACAAAACACAUGCAAACAGUGAAUGCCAGAAUUAGAGCAAUAGACGUGGUUGAUGCUAAGAUAAAUAAUAUUACAGAACACAUGCAAACAGUGAAUGACAAACUUAGAGCAAUGGACGUAAAGCUUAACGAGUCCAUCACAAGGAACAACCAAACAAACCUUAUGAUAGAAGCUUUAAUCACAACUGUACAAGAGAUGAAAAACAAUUACAACGUCAAUCCUGCGUUGUCACUGAUGACACAUCAGUGUAAAAAGAACGACAAAACUGAUGUACCAGAACGAACGACCGUCAGACUUGAUCGAGAUAAAUUUGCUUUGUGCGACACAAAAACUGACGGUGGAGGUUGGAUCAUUUUUCAGAGACGUGUUUUGGGUGAUGUCGAUUUUACGAGAGGUUGGAACGACUAUAAACAUGGAUUUGGUUCAUUGGGUGGAGAUUUCUGGCUUGGGAAUGACUGGAUCUCUAACCUGACUUUGAUGGGGUACAAUGAACUGAGAAUCGACAUGACUAAAAAAGGUAUAAAGUACUACGCUCAUUACGAUUUUUUCAAGGUAGACAACGAAGCAGCGUCGUAUAAAAUAUACAUGUCGUCAUUCAGUGGAAAUGUUAAAGACAAACUAAACAAUCAUCGUGGUAUGAAGUUUUCUACAUUCGACAGGGACAAUGAUAUAGACCGCAGAGAUUGUGCUAGAGAGCAUAAAGGUGGUUGGUGGUAUGCGAACUGUAAAUAUGUAGAUUUAAAUGGUGUCUGGGGUACAACAGCCUCUGCUAUAGGAAUAUACUGGCCUGGGCAAUCAAGUGAUGGAGAUAUCGCAGAAUUUGUUGAGAUGAAAGUACGUCAAGUGUAA
Physella acuta is the source of this 1831-nucleotide messenger RNA. Its product is annotated as fibroleukin-like. NCBI's taxonomy places the organism in Eukaryota, Metazoa, Mollusca, Gastropoda, Physidae. The record is from RefSeq and is a predicted model, not a curated record.